Molecule: messenger RNA, 2084 nt
Organism: Contarinia nasturtii (swede midge)
Lineage: Eukaryota; Metazoa; Arthropoda; Insecta; Diptera; Cecidomyiidae
Product: tubulin beta-1 chain-like
Exons: 11
Coding region: 657-2009 (450 amino acids)
Biological process (GO): microtubule cytoskeleton organization; mitotic cell cycle
Cellular component (GO): cytoplasm; microtubule
Molecular function (GO): GTPase activity; GTP binding; structural constituent of cytoskeleton
Source: RefSeq, a predicted model, not a curated record
CAUAGACUGAUUGUUGCACAUUGCAUACAAUUUAUCGUUGUCAUCGUUGUUAUUAUUCCAUUUCAGAUGGAAAAUACAUGCAUGUGAAUACAAAAAAUAAAAUGAAAGAUACAAACAAAACAACGAAUGAGAACCAUAUGAGCAAAUGAUGCUCCAUAUUGCGUGAACAGCGGUUAAACAAUGCACGGACCUGUGUACGACACACUGUAUUGUAUGUGUAAAAAUAGACACUUGUUGAUUAUUAUUUCAAAGUAGAAAACGAAGAUCGUUUUGUUGCUGCGAACAUUCAACCUCACUCUCACGCUUUUGCGAAUCUGUAGCGCGCGAGCGCGUCCACAGACAAGGCUCGAAAUAAAACAACAGAAAAAAAAACAAUUAGUGGCAUGUGGAAUCGAAAGCCUACCGGCGAGAAUCUACCACAAUUUUUCGAGCUUAUGUGUGCAUUCGCGCACACCAAUUGUCGUAUGUAUGUAUAGCAAUUCUAUACACGUGAAUAGAGCAAGGUACAAAGUAAGAUUGGAGCAAGUGGGAGAAAAAAGGAGAAACAAAUCCAAAAUGACAGAAUUGAAAACGAUUCAAAUACAAGCGACUGUAAAUAAACAAUAUUCGACGGAAAGUAAAUUGACGUGUCAUUUUAAAUCGCAACGAUAUAUACAAUGCGGGAGAUAAUUCAUUUACAAGCCGGUCAAUGUGGAAAUCAAAUUGGUUCCAAGUUUUGGGAAGUUAUCUCUGACGAACAUGGAAUCGAUCCGAACGGCAUGUACCAUGGCGAUAGCGAUUUACAAUUGGAGCGCAUCAAUGUUUACUAUACCGAAGCAAAUGGUGGAAAAUAUGUGCCUCGUGCAAUUCUAAUUGAUUUGGAGCCAGGAACCAUGGAUACAGUACGCAUGUGUCCGUACGGUCAACUGUUUCGUCCAGAUAACUUUGUUUUCGGUCAAUCUGGCGCCGGUAACAAUUGGGCCAAAGGUCACUAUACCGAAGGUGCUGAAUUGGUUGAUUCGGUUUUGGAUGUCGUGCGUAAAGAAGCCGAAGGUUGCGAUUGCUUGCAAGGUUUUCAAUUGGCUCACAGUUUGGGUGGAGGUACUGGCUCCGGCUUGGGUACAUUGCUCAUUUCAAAGAUUCGCGAAGAAUAUCCGGAUCGUAUCAUGGCAACAUUUUCAGUUGUACCAUCACCAAAGGUGUCUGAUACAGUUGUCGAACCAUACAAUGCAACCUUAUCAGUUCAUCAGCUUGUCGAAAAUACCGAUCAGACUUUUUGCAUUGAUAAUGAAGCACUUUACGAUAUUUGUUUCCGUACGCUAAAACUAUCAUCGCCAACAUAUGGGGACUUGAAUCAUCUUGUUUCGUUAACGAUGAGCGGUGUGACAACAUGCUUUCGUUUUCCGGGUCAAUUAAAUGCUGAUUUACGUAAAUUGGCUGUAAAUAUGGUGCCAUUUCCAAGAUUGCAUUUCUUUAUGCCAGGUUUUGCGCCGCUCACUGCCAGAGGAUCUCAACAGUAUCGAGCUGUGUCGGUGGCCGAAUUAACACAACAAAUGUUCGAUGCAAAGAAUAUGAUGACAGCAUGCGAUCCAAGACACGGUAAAUACUUAACCGUUGCCGUCAUAUUCCGAGGUAAAAUGUCGAUGAAAGAAGUUGAUACGCAAAUUUUUGCCGUUCAAAAUAAAAAUAGCAACUAUUUCGUUGAAUGGAUACCAAACAAUAUAAAAGUGGCUGCUUGCGAUAUUCCACCACGUGGAUUGAAAAUGUCAGCGACAUUCAUUGGAAACAAUACAUCCAUACAAGAAAUAUUCAAACGAAUUUCCGAGCAGUUUUCUGUCAUGUUCAGACGCAAAGCAUUUUUACACUGGUACACAGGCGAAGGUAUGGAUGAAAUGGAAUUUACCGAAGCCGAAUCGAAUUUGAACGAUCUGAUAUCGGAAUAUCAGCAGUAUCAAGAAGCAACGGCGGACGAAGAUGUUGAAUUCGAAGAAGAUGAAGAGCAAAGAUUCAUUGAAAACGGUGAAGCCUAAAAUUCAUUGAAAACGGUGCGCUGUAUAUGCAGAAGAAUAAUUUUUUUUUUUAAAUUUCGUUAACCAAAGCAAAAA